Messenger RNA from Haemonchus placei, 1147 nucleotides. NCBI's taxonomy places the organism in Eukaryota, Metazoa, Nematoda, Chromadorea, Rhabditida, Trichostrongylidae. The record is from the annotation of a GenBank genome assembly.
GCAACAGCAAUACUCGGCUGGUAAACCAUCGAAGCAUGACAAGAACAAGCUUAUGCGCUCCGAGGGUAUCAUUCCGAUCCAGGCCGGAUCGAACAAAUAUGCUUCCCAGAAGGGAAUGACCGGUUUCGGAGUACCCCGUGACGUCAUCGACAAAGUCAAAGCCGACAAUAUUGCCGAGAUUACUGAUGAGAAGAAGAUCGAAGCUCUGAAAGCGUCCACCUGGCUUCAGUCCGGUACCAACAAAUUCGCCUCACAGAAGGGACAGACCGGCUUCGGUUCGCCUCGUGAUGUCAACUACAAGACCAAGGGUACCGGUGGUGCUGGUGAGGUGCCAGAAGAGAAGUCCGGUACCAACAAAUUCGCCUCACAGAAAGGACAGACUGGCUUCGGUUCGCCUCGUGAUGUCAACUACAAGACCAAGGGUACCGGUGGUGCUGGUGAGGUGCCAGAAGAGAAGGCCCGUGCGUCCGACGGUAUUGUACCCCUCCAAUCUGGUACCAACAAACUCGCUUCUCAAGCUGGUAUGACUGGAAUUGGAAUGCCGCGUAUCGUCGAUGUACGCAAGGCCGAGGAGCAGGAUCGAGAAUCGCAAGGAUUCAUCCAUCUUCAGAUGGGAACCAAUCGAUUCGCUAACCAGUCUGGUAUGACUGGUUUCGGUAUGCCCCGUCACAACAUCACCAAGUACAAGGAUGAAGUUCGUGGUGAGAUGCCUCAUGACGAGGGAACAACCUCAAGACAGACAUCAGGAUGGAGAGAGGGAGCUUCACAAGCCGGUAUGACUGGUUUCGGUGCUUUCCGUAACAACACUGUCGCACUUCUUCAGGCUCAGGAACAGCGUUCCCAGGGUAUGAUUCCCUACCAAAUGGGUGUGAACUUCCUCGAAUCACAGGCUGGUAAGACCGGAUUUGGUAUGCCUAGACAAACUGAAAUCUUGGAAAGUCAAAAAUCGAAGGCUAGUGGACGCUUUAAGGUAUACACCGCUUUCGUCGACGAUACCCAUGAAGAUCUUCCUGCUGAUAUGGCACGUAGACCGGAAGUCCCAUUCUGGACUGGGCAAGAUGAAGCUAGGCACGCCAAUCAGACCGGUAUGGGAGCUUUCGGUACACCUCGUGAUGUACGUGGAGAAUACGUUCGACGCAUGUGGUGA